AUGCGUCUCACUAAACAGCACGACCAGCUUGCCCCUAAGCCCGGCUAUGUAUACCGCUUUGACUCCACCAUCCCCCUUCAACGAUAUUACUUCGUCAGCAAGCUAGGUCACGGAGUCCAAAGUCAUGCUCAGCUCGUCCAGGACAGAGAGACAGGCCUAAAGGUGGUUCAAAAAGUGGACAGGAAACUAUGUCCCUCCACUCUCGACCACCACGAGCCAGCCGAGAUCAGCGUCCUACGCCGUCUCAUCAGUUCCCACAACCGUCUCGCCAACUUCCAGCCAAGAUGGAUCACCCUUCUUACUUAUGAGCAAGUCGUUGCUUACCAGGAAACCGAAAAAUCAGGUACUCAUUUGAGCUAUCAAGUGAGUUACUGGAAGUUCUGCAACGGUGGAACCCUCUAUGGCUUGGUAAACCCUUACAUCAUGGAACAAAGACCGUGGCUAGCACGCAGUCAAAACGGUACGGCCCCUCAAGCUCCAUUGCCUUAUAAACUUCCCAUUUCCCUAGUUGCGCGCGCUAUCCGUCACAUAUGUGAGACGUUGGAGGUCAUGUACCAAGGAGGCAACGAAGCCGUCUACCACUGCGACCUGCACGCCAGCAACAUCUUCCUUCACUGGACCAAGGAAGACCCUCUCCCGGAGUUUUACAUUGGGGACUUUGGUAUGGCUCGAACCGCAAGCCAGGACUCCAAGAAAUUCGUCCCUAGAAAUGGGAUACCGUUCGAUAGUAACCAGGCAAAGGAAACCAAGCCGCCAGGAACUGCUGCCACAGAGGGGUCUCGUCGUCGUCGUCGAUGGGAUUUCGUCAUGAAUCACGAGUGCAACCUGACCACGUUCUUUAGUUGCAUGUGGAGGAUCGCAGCCACCAGAACGGCAGCGGACACCUGCAUUGGCACAUGCAGUGUUCGAUUACCGGUUCCGCGACCUCAAGCGCCGCAACGGAGAGGUUUGGUGAAGCAGAUCGCUCAGCAGAAGAACCAACCGACGCCGCAGAGGCAUCAUAGACACAACAAAGCGAACGCCGCCCCCAACCCCAGCCCCAAAAUAUGCAAUGGAGGACCUUCUCAGUCCUGCUGGACAUUUGGGCCAAAUCCCGAACGUGGUGGCAUCGCAGGUACAUGUAGUGCAAAAGCCAGCCACGCCCGACUCCUCCUGCUCGAGCUUGUUGAAGAGCUCGAAACCCUGAACGAGUUUGAUCAACUAGAUGCUGUACUCCAUCCGCACCUGCGUCCACCCUCCCUAGCUCGUAUCAUCCAAAUCGCAGGGCAUUUGGAGGAGGAGGCUUUGCAAUGGGAGCAACAUACACGCGCGUUCAAAGAGUUUGUGAAGGAGAAGAAAGAGAAGGCGCUGUUCCAGGAGUUUGAAACUGCCCCGUUUGUGUUUAGGCGCGAUGGGCCGGAGGCGAAGGAGAUACUUAGGAAAGCGUUGAAGCUGCCAAAGAGAAAUCCUUAUGGGGUUUACCGUGGGAAGUUGGAUGAGCCGGAGAGUCUUGAGGAGGUUUGGGGGAGGGAAAAUGUGGCUGGGCCGUGGAGGGUUGUGGAGGUUAGGGGGUAGGAGGUGGAGGAGAAGGUGUGAGUGGCCGGCAAGGGGGGGAAAGAUGUCGU
This is a messenger RNA of Neurospora tetraspora, 1604 nucleotides long. RefSeq lists its product as uncharacterized. Bases 1 to 1554 code for a protein of 517 amino acids. Gene Ontology annotation, cellular component: cytoplasm; mitotic spindle pole body; nucleus. Gene Ontology annotation, biological process: protein phosphorylation; chromosome segregation. The transcript has a single exon. Gene Ontology annotation, molecular function: ATP binding; protein serine/threonine kinase activity. NCBI's taxonomy places the organism in Eukaryota, Fungi, Ascomycota, Sordariomycetes, Sordariales, Sordariaceae. The record is from RefSeq and is a predicted model, not a curated record.